Messenger RNA from Hyphopichia burtonii NRRL Y-1933, 668 nucleotides. RefSeq lists its product as uncharacterized. The coding region runs from base 97 to 477 and encodes 126 amino acids. NCBI's taxonomy places the organism in Eukaryota, Fungi, Ascomycota, Pichiomycetes, Serinales, Debaryomycetaceae. The transcript has a single exon. The record is from RefSeq and is a predicted model, not a curated record.
ACAAAAGAAACGAGUAAAAGAAAAGUGUCUUUUGUGUUCGGAUCUCAAUUGUGCUCCGGAUGUUGGAUGAUGUAAUAGCGAGAAGGUCGACCGGCAAUGCCCUCGUAUCUCCCCAUUCCCCCAUCCUCCAUACUCAUUUCCAGAACUCACCCUUCACUACGCCUACACUACUACGCUACUACGCUACUACGCUACUACGCUACUACGCUACUACGCUACUGGUUGUGCCACCGUACUGGUUGUACUAGCGUACUGGUGUUGGAGGUGUUGGAGGUGUUGGAGGUGUUGGAGGUAUUGUUGGUGUUGGAGGUACCGGAGGAAUUGGAGCGAUUGUUGGUGCAUCUAGAUCUGAGCUACAUCCGUACCCACCCCUUUCUCACCUUGCUCAUCGGACCACUAAACCCCGAAUUUGCUGACAAUAAACCCACUUGCAACCCGAUUAUGUCAUUUGCCAUUAGACUCUCAUCCAUGAUGUAAUCGUUUUAGUUUGCAAUCACAAAUAAGGCUUUGUAUAUAUGGUGUUGUCCAUUUUAUUUAUUUUUGUUUUAUUUGGGUUUAUUCUGUCACGGGGAUUCUGGAUUCUUCCGGGCUUACCUCCAGGAGUUUAUCCGUUUGAAUCCGUGUUCUUUUGCACUGCUGUUUUCUUUUUUUUUUUUUUGGCGUUGAUC